Messenger RNA from Equus caballus (horse), 2062 nucleotides. It is a transcript of the gene OTOP2, whose product is annotated as otopetrin 2. Gene Ontology annotation, molecular function: proton channel activity. Gene Ontology annotation, cellular component: membrane. Gene Ontology annotation, biological process: proton transmembrane transport. Lineage: Eukaryota; Metazoa; Chordata; Mammalia; Perissodactyla; Equidae. The record is from RefSeq and is a predicted model, not a curated record.
ACUGCCAUGUCCGAGGAGCUGGCCCCCGGCCCCACCGAGAGCCCGCCGGCGCCGCGGGCAGGCCCCCGCGAGGUGUGGAAGAAGGGCGGCCGCCUGCUGUCGGUGCUGCUGGCCGUGAACGUGCUGCUCCUCGCCUGCACGCUCAUCAGCGGUGGCGCCUUCAACAAGGUGGCGGUGUAUGACACCGACGUGUUCGCUCUACUCACCACCAUGAUGCUGCUGGCCGCGCUCUGGAUCCUCUUCUACGUCCUCCGCACCGUGCGCUGCCCUGAAGCGGUCCCCUACCGGGACGCGCACGCCGGCCCCAUCUGGCUCCGAGGUGGGCUGGUGCUGUUUGGGAUCUGCACUCUCAUCAUGGAUGUCUUCAAGACCGGCUACUACUCCAGUUUCUUUGAGUGCCAGUCAGCCAUCAAGAUACUCCACCCCCUCAUCCAGGCUCUGUUUGUCAUCAUCCAGACUUACUUUCUCUGGGUCUCUGCUAAGGACUGUAUUCACGUCCACCUGGAUCUGACCCGGUGUGGUCUCAUGUUCACGCUCGCCACCAAUCUGGCCAUCUGGAUGGCAGCCGUGGUGGAUGAAUCUGUGCACCAGGCCCACUCCGACAGCAGUUCUCACAGCAACACCAGCCACAGCCGCCUCGCUCCUGACCAGCGUGCGGGCAGCCAGGUCGGAGAGGACUGCUCCUGCAACACGGCCGUCUGCCAGAUCUUCCAGCAGGGUUACUUCUACCUGUAUCCCUUCAACAUCGAGUACAGCCUCUUUGCCUCCACCAUGCUCUACGUCAUGUGGAAGAACGUGGGCAGGCUGCUGUCCUCCUCCACCCACGGCCACGGCCACGGCCACGGCCACAGCCCAUCGCGGGUCAGCCUCUUCCGGGAAACCUUUUUUGCCGGCCCAAUCCUGGGCCUGAUACUCUUCGUGGUGGGGCUGGCCAUCUUCAUUAUCUACGAGGUCCAAGUGAGUGGGGAGGAGGGGCGCACCCAGCAGGCCCUGGUCAUGUACUACAGCUUCAACAUCGCCUGUCUGGGGCUCAUGACCUUGGUCAGCCUGAGUGGCUCCAUCAUCUACCGUUUUGACCGCCGGGCCAUGGACCACCAUAAGAACCCCACGCGCACCCUGGAUGUGGCCCUACUGAUGGGUGCCGCCCUGGGCCAGUAUGCCAUUUCCUACUACUCCAUUGUGGCCGUGGUAGCGGGCACACCCAGGGACCUGCUGGGGGCACUCAACUUAGCCCACGCUCUGCUCAUGAUUGCCCAGCACGUCUUCCAGAAUGUGUUCAUCAUCGAGAGCCUCCACCGGGGCCCGCCUGGGGCCGAGCCUCAUGAUACGCCCCACAAGGAGCCCUGCCACGGCCUCACCUUUGCAAACCUGGAUGCCCUCCAUACCCUGCCCUCCUGCCCACCCACCCCUACGUUGGCUGGCUCCAGCCCAGCAGGCCCUCCGGAAGCAGUGGCCAUCAUCUUGGCACCCGAGGGCCACUGGAGACGCCGGUGCCUGAAGGAUAUUUCUCUGUUUCUCCUGCUGUGCAACAUCAUUCUGUGGAUCAUGCCUGCCUUCGGGGCCCGCCCUCACUUCAGCAAUACUGUGGAGGUGGACUUCUACGGCUACUCCCUCUGGGCAGCCAUUGUCAACAUCUGCCUGCCUUUCGGCAUCUUCUACCGGAUGCAUGCUGUCUCCAGCCUCCUGGAGGUCUACGUACUAUCCUGAAGCCCCCGACAGAGACAUGGGGGGCCCUCGGCUCAUGUGCGCACCCAGAGACCCUCGGGAAUGAGCCCCAGGCUGGCAGUCACUGUGCCACAUUGCCACCCAUUGUCCUCUGGCCCCAGAGUGGGAUUUUCACAGAAGUUAUUUUUCCAGGACGGGUUUUUAAAUCACAAUCAGGACAUGCCCAUCCACCCCAACAUGACCCUGGGGCGUGAGGCGACCAGGGACGGACACCUCUCCCUGCAGCACUUUUAGGACCAGGAUCUGGAAGUGUCCGUGGUCCAGCUCCACCCCUAAUCCCAGCCCUGUGGCCAGCCCUGCUGCCUGGAGCUGAGAACCAAUAAACCUGCAGUCUGCC